Messenger RNA from Coregonus sp. 'balchen', 3020 nucleotides. NCBI's taxonomy places the organism in Eukaryota, Metazoa, Chordata, Actinopteri, Salmoniformes, Salmonidae. The record is from the annotation of a GenBank genome assembly.
GGGGAUUCUCUGAGCAUGAGAGUGCGCCCUCAGAGCUCAGAACAGCUAACCUUAGAGCAGAGAUAGCCAGAUACACACAUACAGCGCUUUCUCCCUAACUAAGAACAUUUUCACUCAAAAAGUAAAAGUGAAUUCAAAGCAACAACAACAACAAAUUAUCCAAAAGGGCAACACCCUAAUUGGAUUAAACUAGUGAAAAGAAAAAAUAUAUUAAUGAUUAUUUAUCAUUAAUUUUAGGGAAUGAGUAAAAGGGACAUCUGAUCUAACUACUCUUCUCAGAAAGAAAAUAAUAAAGUGGAUUUGUACACAUCUUGGACAAGAGGAGGAACAAGACAAGAAGACUCUUGGAGAACCAGAGAAAAGAGAGAAAGAAAUAGAAGAUAAUAUCUCCUCAUCCUCAGCAGCAGCAGUAGCAGUCUGACCCUGCUCCCUAAAGUGGACUGGUGAUUUCCUCCACCUGAGAGAGGACUAUCACCACUCUGCCCAGACUGCACCCAGCCUCGCUGCACUCCUCUCCAGCCUCCAGCGCAGCCUCAGCCCCCUACAGCACCACAUCCCUGGAGGAUGGCUGCAACCAAGACAGAGAUGCUCAAUCCAGCCCUGCAGAUCUCAGACGCCCUCAGCUUCACCCACUCGCACAUGGAUAACUAUCCCAAGCUGGAGGAUAUGAUGAUGUUGAGCUCCGCUGGGACCCCCUUCCUCUCUGCCUCAGCGCCCGAGGGAGCAGAUUUCGGAUCGGGGGAGCCAGGAGAGCAGUAUGACCACCUUACUGGAGGUAAGAGUGUCUCCUUGGUCUAUUGCUGUAUGGAACUACUGUAUUGUAUUGUAUUGUAUGAUAGACUGCAUUCUGCAGUAGCAGAAUGCAUGGCAUGAAACAGUUGAUACAUAAUGCAUAAUAAUGCAUGAUCAUUGUUUGUGUUCAGCUGGCAACUAUUAAUUACAUUUCAGCUUCAAGAGAAGACCCUUGAUAUGUUGAAUAUGCUCUUUGAAUGAGAUAUGUCUACUUCUAAUUAUGUUUAGAUUUUCUUUUUAAAUAAACAAAUUAAAUAUAAUAAAGCAAUUUAAUGAAUGACGAUUGGAAAUACCUAACCCCCCCAAAAUUGAGAAUUUGAUCAAUUAAAUUGUAGCUCUUCAUCACUUUUGGAUUGUAUUUGAGCUUCAGCAUUGCUCACUCAUUGCAUACCUUCAGACAGUCUAGAGCUACACUAAAAUUGCAUUCCUAAAACCAGCUGAACUGCAGUUUCAGUAAUCAAUUUCCUUUGGCUAUGUGGUGGACUUCAAGAGCUUGGCGCGCGUGUGUGUUUGUGUGCGUCACAGAAAGAAAAUACAACUGUAAAAUAAAAUAUAUCUAAAAAUGCAUGCAGAUGGCUUGGCUUGACUUGCACGACAGCUCUCGUCUAUCUUUUGGUUAGUGGAGGAAAUGGCUGGUGUGGGAGUUUAGAGGUGGGAAAGAGCUGGGGUUGCUGGGCUGGGAGGGAGGGAGGCUGGUUCUCCUGCUUUGCGUAGGCACCUGCUGCUCUUAGAGAGGAGAGGGGCAACACUGUCCACCUCUGGCAGGAUUCCCCUUCUCCCUCCCUCCCUCCCUCCCUCCCUCCCUCCCUCCCUCCCUCUCUCUCUCCCUCCCUCCCUCCCUCCCUCCCUCCCUCCCUCCCUCCCUCAUGGAUAUUAAUUGAUUAAUCUUUCUCUUUGCAGAUACGUUACCUGAUAUCUCCAUGAACUGUGAGAAGUCGAUGGGCGAGCAGAGCUACUCCACCCAGCGGCUGCCUCCCAUCUCCUACACCGGCCGCUUCACCAUGGAGCCCGCCACCAACAGCAGCAACAGCCUGUGGGCCGAGCCCCUGUUCAGUCUGGUCAGUGGGCUGGUUGCGAUCAACCCCCCCUCCACCUCCACCCCAUCCUCCUCCGCCUCUCAGACCGGCACCUCUUCCUCGUUGUCCUCCUCUAUCUCAUCCAUCGCCAUCUCCUCUCAGAGCUCCGGUCUGAGCUGCUCCGUCCACCACAGUGAGAAUAACCCCAUCUACUCGGCUGCUCCUACCUACUCCAGCGCCAGCCCUGACAUAUUUUCCGAUCAGGGCCAGUGCUUCCCCAGCCCCGCCGGAGGGUCGCUCCAGUACAACCCUCCAGCCUACCCUAACGGGAAGAUGUGUGGCAACAGCUUCCCUGUGCCCAUGAUCCCUGACUACCUCUUCCCCCAGCAGCAGGGGGAGAUUAGCCUUCUACCUGAUCAGAAGCCCUUCCAGAACGGGUCAGGCCAGCCCUCCCUCACCCCCCUGUCCACCAUAAAAGCCUUCGCCACCCAGACAGGCUCCCAAGACCCGAAGCGUGUCUACCAGUCCCAGGUGAUCAAGCCCAGCCGCAUGCGCAAGUACCCCAACCGGCCCAGCAAGACGCCGCCCCACGAGAGGCCGUAUGCCUGCCCCGUGGAGACAUGCGACCGCCGUUUCACCCGCUCAGACGAGUUGACACGCCACAUCCGCAUCCACACAGGCCAGAAGCCCUUCCAGUGCCGUAUCUGCAUGCGCAACUUCAGCCGCAGCGACCACCUGACCACGCACAUUCGCACGCACACCGGUGAGAAGCCCUUCGCCUGCGAGAUCUGUGGACGCAAGUUUGCCCGCAGCGACGAGAGGAAGAGGCACACCAAGAUCCACAUGAGGCAGAAGGACAAGAAGGCGGAAAACGGUGGGAUGACUGGGUUGUUGGCUGUAGCAGCAGCUUCAGCAUCAGCCCCUUCCCCUGCCUCUAGUUACGCCUCUCCCAUCACCUCCUACCCCUCCCCGGUCUCCUCCUACCCCUCCCCAGUCACAUCCUGCUACUCCUCUCCCAUCCACACCUCGUACCCCUCUCCCUCCAUCGCCACCACCUACCCCUCUGUCUCCAUGUCCAUGUCCACUACCUUUCAGUCCUCCAUGGCAUCCUCCUUCCCCUCCUCCGUAGCCUCCAUCUACACCUCUCCGGUCCCCACCCCGCUAUCAGACAUGCAGUCCACACUCUCCCCAAGGACAAUCGAGAUCUGCUAA